Molecule: messenger RNA, 2662 nt
Organism: Menidia menidia (Atlantic silverside)
Lineage: Eukaryota; Metazoa; Chordata; Actinopteri; Atheriniformes; Atherinopsidae
Source: the annotation of a GenBank genome assembly
ACGGACUGCACACAGAUCAAAACUCUUUCACCAAACGCCCCCUCUGGGGUUUAUGUGAUCCAACCUGCUGGAGUCAAAACCCCUUUCAAGGUGUACUGUGAGAUGCUUCCAGAUGGAGGCUGGACGGUGUUUCAGAGACGCAGUGGAGGGGCAGUGUCCUUCAACAAAAAAUGGAAUGCCUACAAAAAUGGUUUUGGAAAGCUGAAAGAGGACCACUGGCUCGGCCUGAAGAAGGUUUUCGCUCUGACAAAGAAAACAACCAAGAACUGGACCUUGAGAGUGGACCUCUGGGAUCAUGAAGGUGGCACUGCUUUAGCUGAGUACAACAACUUUAGGCUGGGAGAUGAGAGAACGGCUUUCAAACUUCAGGUUGGAGAAUACCGCGGCAACGCAGGCGACGCCAUCAGGGGUGCUUAUCCUGGCAUCGACCAGAAUGGCUUUGGCUUCAGCACUUUUGACCGAGACAACGAUGGCUGCAACCCGUGCCUCUUUGGAGACAUUCUUCAAAAAGACUGCGCCUCCUCCGAGGGAGGUGGCUGGUGGUUCAGCAAAUGUGGCUCGGCCAGUCUGAACGGAGACUGGCACCCGUCUGGUGACCACCUUGGUUGGGCUUCCGGCGUCCACUGGCUCACCUGGAAAGGUCCCGCACCGUACUCUGCUAAGGCCAGCAGAAUGAUGAUCAAUAGUGAUGUUGAGGGAUACGAGCGUAUUCCAAAAGCAAGGGCUUCCGGGCUGGACCGGGUAGCUACUGUGGAACUCCUGGUGCAGACGUAUGGCAAGAAAGGGGCUUUUACCGUCACUGUGGAGAUACUGAAAAAGAUGAACUUCAGACAGCUGGCCCAAGACCUUCAACAAAAGUGUUGUGAAGGUGCCGGCAAUCAAGCCAAUGAAGCUGAGUCGGACGACAACGCAACCGGACAGGAGACGAAAUUCACGGUGAAGGAAGAGUUCCACGUCUAUAAGGAAGUGGACGAAGGAGAGACCGUCUACAGGGAUGCACUCUACAUACAGCACAGUUUGACUAAAGCAGCCUGUGGAUGCCUAACUGAGGAGUAUGAGCUCACGCAAACAAAGCUCAAGAGCGUUACAACUGAAAAAAACUUUAAAGACGUUUCCAAACCAGAGUGCAACGGCGAGAGGUUGGUGACAUUUGUGAAAAAGAACGCCACACCGGCUAAAGAUCGUGACGAAUCGCUCAAAAUGAAGGAUCUGCUCGGCUAUCGUGGUCUCAUAUUGGCACUUCUUGUGUGCUUCUCAGAUCAGAAAAGGUUUAAGAAAGUCUCAUCAGGAACGGACUGCACACAGAUCAAGACUCUUUCACCAAACGCCCCCUCUGGGGUUUAUGUGAUCCAACCUGCUGGAGUCAAAACCCCUUUCAAGGUGUACUGUGAGAUGCUUCCAGAUGGAGGCUGGACGGUGUUUCAGAGACGCAGUGGAGGGGCAGUGUCCUUCAACAAAAAAUGGAACGCCUACAAAAAUGGUUUUGGGAAGCUGAAAGACGACCACUGGCUCGGCCUGAAGAAGGUUUUCGCUCUGACAAAGAAAACAACCAAGAACUGGACCUUGAGAGUGGACCUCUGGGAUCAUGAAGGUGGCACUGCUUUAGCUGAGUACAAGAACUUUAGGCUGGGAGAUGAGAGAACGGCUUUCAAACUUCAGGUUGGAGAAUACCGCGGCAACGCAGGCGACGCCAUCAGGGGUGCUUAUCCUGGCAUCGACCAGAAUGGCUUUGGCUUCAGCACUAUUGACCGAGACAACGAUGGCUGCAACCCGUGCCUCUUUGGAGACAUUCUUGAAAAAGACUGCGCCUCCUCUGAGGGAGGUGGCUGGUGGUACAGCAAAUGUGGCUCUGCCAGUCUGAAUGGAGACUGGCACCCGUCUGGUGACCACAUUGGUUGGGCUUCCGGGGUCCACUGGCUCACCUGGAAAGGUCCCGCACCGUACUCUGCUAAGGCCAGCAGAAUGAUGAUCAAGUCAGUGUGAGAGGAGUCAACGCCUGAGCUGACUUCUGUAGUUUUCGGCUACGCUUUUGGAAGAAUCGUUUCCAAAUAUUCUGUUACAUAAAAGUAAAUGAGUAUGAUUGCAGUUUAAAUGAAUAUUCCUUCUUUCUCCACGCGUGAGAGCUCUUUAUCUCAUGUGAUUUUAUUGUGAAAUUCUUAUAUUUUUGAGCAGCACAAAUAAAACUUGUCUUUAGGCUUUUUCUUGUGUGCCAUGUGUCUGUUACAGAAGUGUUGGUGAUACAAUGAAAGAAAAUGUCUAAAAAGUGGUUGCAUCUCACAAAUGGUGAACCUGACGGGUGAUUGUGAUUUGUCCACAAACAAAAAUCACAAUAUCACGAUUGAUUCAGUAACUGUUUGAAUCCGACUCCUCAUUUGUUCCUCAUUUGCUGACUUUUAAUAUAGAGAGAUGUGUAGAAAAUAGUUGUCACAACCAUGAGAAGAUUAUCUUCAACCACUUGAAUAUAAAUUUAACAACUUUGUCUAAAGUUCUUAAGUCAUGUCUUAAAUAUGUUCUUUUAGGGCAGAUAUGAACUUAAUUGUUUGAUUCUACGUAGCUUUAAUUGCUAUCAGUAAAGACAGCAUGGCUGAAGUAUUUUUUUUCUUUUUUUUAUUAGAUUGGAGUACUUUAGUAAUUCUCAACUGUUUGGAAACAAAAUCAAACA